Trypanosoma theileri is the source of this 2160-nucleotide messenger RNA. RefSeq lists its product as uncharacterized. The coding region runs from base 1 to 2160 and encodes 719 amino acids. Gene Ontology annotation, molecular function: GTPase activator activity; small GTPase binding. The transcript has a single exon. The record is from RefSeq and is a predicted model, not a curated record. Gene Ontology annotation, biological process: activation of GTPase activity; nucleocytoplasmic transport. Gene Ontology annotation, cellular component: perinuclear region of cytoplasm; cytosol; nucleus. Lineage: Eukaryota; Euglenozoa; Kinetoplastea; Trypanosomatida; Trypanosomatidae.
AUGCGUCGGGUUGCAAGGCACUCCUCUGCACGAAACCCUGCACAUCGUUGCCGUUGGACACUCAACAGAGCAGGAGCUCUCUCUCAUUCCACGGAUCUACGCUUCGCCAGCAUGUGUCAACGUGUGAAGGAUGAGAUUGAUUGGGAUCUUGACUUCUCGCUCUUACCACACUCCACACAGGGCGAUAAAGUACACGAAGUACUGCAGUUCUGCGGUUCCCCCGCAGUCUCCACAGCGGCGCCAUUAGUGGAACGGCUGGAGGUGACUGUCAACUCCGCAGCUGUGGGAGUGGCGGUGACUCGCAUGUUUUGUACGGCGCCAUUUGCCGCCCUGCGGAGUCUUGAACUUACUUUGCAUGAUACGGCUUUUCUCUAUGAUAAUAAGACUCUUGCGGCGUUGUUUAACGCUGUUGCUGAAAGUGUCUCUUCGCAUCUUGAGUCAUUACGAAUUACAUUUGUUCUGACAGACAUGGAGCGUAGUUUGCAGUGGAGUCACGAAGCGAUAAUGUCUUUAGCCGCACUCAUCUCCACUGCAACACUUCAGGGAUUAUCUCUGGAAUAUUUGAACCUCUAUGGGACACGUGAAGAGGAUCUAAUUGUUAUCGCCAAUGCCAUCACUCAUUCUCAUACGAUGAAACAUUUCUCACUUCGUGGUUCUCGUAAUUUUAUUUCACGGGUUCCUUUUAUACGUUCUGUUAUUCUUGGUAUGCGAGAUUUAGAAAAUUUGGACCUCAACUCUACUUUACUUGGUGAUGCUCAAGCAGUUCAGUUGAUAACUUCACUAAAGGAAUCCAUUGGUGGAUGGUAUCGUCUACGUCGAUUGAGUCUUGCAGAGACAAACAUUUCAACUUGGGCACUGAAGCUUCUACUUCGCGAUAUUGCAGAACUUCCAUCUGGUGAAUCUGCAAAUCUGGAGUAUUUAGAUCUUAGUAGCAAUGGUAUAGAUGAUGAGGGAACAUUUGUUUUGGCUAGUUGUUGCAUGCGGUGUGAGAUGCUGUGUGAACUUCACCUUCGACAUAAUCGAAUUGCUAAAAAAAGUGCUACCGCUCUCGGUUCUGCUCUUAUUCCUGCAUCUUCAUUACAAUAUUUGAAUCUUCACAGUAAUCCAUUAGGUGAUGAAGGUCUUCAUAGUCUCCUUCAACACGCCAAGUAUUGGACGGAGUUGCGUUCUCUCGAUCUCACCCGUUGUCGACUAACGGCGCGCUGUCUCGAUACACUUUACACCGUAUUGCCUCUCUUUGAGAAGCUGCAGGAUCUUACACUGGACCGUAAUGAUAUGCGACCACUCAAGAGUUCAACACAGAGUAAUAACAAUGACGAUGCAGAAGGGGAUCUGGAGCUCUUUCCAUAUGAUCCCCGUUUCAUGCAAACUGGUCGUUACGGGAAUUCUAAGGUACUUACAUCCUUUGAACUUGACCGCCGUGAUGCUAAAGAUGGGCGAAAAAGAUUUAAAGGAACAGAGGUGUACCGUGAAGUGGAUGACACUAAUAAUAAUAAUAAUAAUAAUAAUAAUAAUAAUAAUAAUAAUAAUAAUAAUAAUGAUACGGUGUCGUUUGAGCGUUUUGGAUCUGCACUCUCAGGAUGCCGUGAACUUCGUCGUCUCUCACUUUCCGGAUGCUCCUUGACGGAUGCCUCCUUCACGGUGUUGGCUUCUGCAUUAGUGGUGCGUCAACUUUCGUAUCUUGAUUUGAGUGGUAAUCCCUUGUUUGCACAGAUGAAGAGUUUAGAAUCUCUUGCUGGGUUACUACGCCUUGCAAGUCCUUCACUACAAGAGCUUGACCUCUCCUGCACGGGUUUAGGAAGUAUUGGUAUCUCACUUCUAGCUGAUGAGGAGGAGGAACAAAAAGAAGGUGAAUCCGCUUUGCGUUCAUUAAAGGAACUUAAACAGUUGCGUUUAUCAAGUUCUUGUAUUGGAACAGAUGGGUUUGAGGCACUCACGGAUGCAAUAUCAAGUUUGGUGUCUCUGGAACGAUUAUUUCUUGAUGGUAACAAGAUUAAUGAGGUAAGUACUUUGAUUUCUUUACUUGGGGCAUUGCUGGAGUUACCAUUAUUAAAAUUUGUUGGACUUUACGGUUGUGUUACACAUAAUUAUACAUCUCUUAUCGUGGAAUCUCAGGAGUACUUAACCUUACAACGUAAAGGUGUUGUAAUUCAUCUUUAA